Molecule: messenger RNA, 3448 nt
Organism: Cygnus atratus (black swan)
Lineage: Eukaryota; Metazoa; Chordata; Aves; Anseriformes; Anatidae
Product: interleukin-1 receptor-like 1
Exons: 14
Coding region: 472-2109 (545 amino acids)
Biological process (GO): signal transduction
Molecular function (GO): interleukin-33 binding; interleukin-1 receptor activity; interleukin-33 receptor activity
Source: RefSeq, a predicted model, not a curated record
UGACAGCUUCACUGGGCAUCUGGGCUGGAUCUCUGCUUGCUGAGGCAGCUGGUGGGAGGCGACUAGAUGAAGCUGUAAAUCAUGCUCCUCCAGAUACGCGUUGCAAAAACCAGUUAAAAAGAGGUCCCAGUAGUCUCUGGUACAAGCAAAGGAUCCAGUCACAGGGUAAACUACAUCUCUGCUGUCUGAAUUUUCCAAAAGGUUGGUAGCCCAGUAUGUGUAAGGUUUCUUGAAGUAAUACUUUUUCAAGAAACAGAAGGCUAAAGACAACAACCAGCAAGUACAACAAUAGGCAAAUACAAUUUCUUACCCUGUGUUGUUCUGGCACUUGUUCGAAGAGUUGGUGAGGGUUUGCAUUGCUGAUGGUGCUCGUCUGUUUUUGUUCUUGCCGCUAAGCACUUACCUAUGAGAACCUGUCUCUGAACAUACCUCCACAGAAAACAAAGCAGGUGGUGUGCACCUACACAGUAGAUGGGAUGUAAGCUUAACUCGAAAUCAAGAAAUAUGAUGGGGUAUGUACAUUUGAUAUUCCUAUCUACCUUCCUCUUGGUUUCCGUGACAUCAGAAUCAUAUGAUGCAAUGGAAAGUGAGGCUUUAGUUGUAAGAUGUCCCCUACGAAAUUCAGCUGUGAAAGUCACCUGGUAUCACACAGACACUAAGAAAAUAAUUCCUGAAGAAGAAGAGGGAUCACGAAUAUUUUCAUUAGGAAGAUUUCUUUGGUUUCUGCCAAAUUCUGUAGAAGAUUCUGGAAACUAUACUUGUGUUACACAUUACCCGAAUAAUAGCACAAAAGAGUUCAACAUGAGCGUGAAGGUGCAUCCAUACAAGGAAGGAAUAUGUUUCCCAAGCCGGAUACUUUAUCCAAAUGACACUAGAAGAGGAAGAAUUGUUUGUCCUACAUUUGACAAUUAUAAGAAUGCUACUAUGAUCCAGUGGUAUAAGGAUUGCAGACCUCUUCAGGGAGAGAGAUAUUUGAAGAAAGAUAAAUAUAUUUAUAUUAGUGACCUGACAAAGGAGGAUGAUGGUUAUUAUACUUGUCAUUUUACCUACACUCACAGAGGAAAUGUGUUCAAUGUAUCAGCUACAAGGAUCUUUAUAAGUGAAGCAAAACACCUGUCUCUACCUGCUCAAAUUUUGUUUCCAAAAGAUAAAGAUGUGAUAGAAGUAGAGCUUGGUGCUCCUUUGUCUCUGAAAUGUCAGGCCCGUCUGGGGAUUAAGAAACAGCCUAUAGAUGUUGUCUCCUGGGAUGUGGAUAAAAACCCAGUAAUAUACACAGAUACUUCAAGAUUUCAUGAAGAAACUCAUUUUUUUGAAGGACAAGCACGAGAAUAUUACAAAGAGGCAACUUUGCACAUCACUGAAAUAAAAGAGGAGGAUCUGCAGUCAAAUUUCACAUGUGUAGUGAUGAAUGAAAUGGGAAAUACAAGGGCCACGGUGACAUUACAACUCAAAGCACAAUCAGAUCAUCAUAAUGUCCUCAUGAUCGUUGGAUUUCUAGUUCUGCUAGUGAUAGUAGCAGUCCCUGUUGUACUUUAUCAGUUCUUCCGAAUUGAUAUUGUCCUAUUUUAUCGGGAGAUAUUUCAGCCAUACUCAGUCAAAGAUGAUGGGAAGAUAUAUGAUGCAUAUGUGAUCUACCCCAGAAGAUACAGCAAUGAAGCUAAUUUUGUGGAAUAUUUUGUACACCAAAUUAUGCCAGAUAUUCUAGAAAAUAAAUGUGGAUAUAAAUUAUGCAUUUAUGGAAGAGAUACAUAUCCUGGAGAAGAUAAAGCCAGUGCAAUUGAGAACAGGAUACAGAAGAGCAGACGACUGAUCAUCCUUCUAACACACCAGCUGCUUAAUUGUAAAGAAUUCGCUUAUGAUCAACAUGUUGCUUUAUACAAUGCCCUCAUUCAAAACAAUACAAAGGUGAUCCUGCUGGAAAUGGAGAUGAUGGAGACGUAUGAGACUCUUCAGGAAUCUCUUAAAUAUAUCAUCAAGAAACAAGGUACUGUCAAAUGGAAAGAGCAGCACACUGUGCACCCACAGUCAUCCAAUUCUAAGUUCUGGAAACGUGUGAGGUACCUUAUGCCACUGAGACUCAGAUCGUCAUGCUCAGUUAAUGCUGGAUGAACAGUCUGUCUAAGAAAGCUCUAGUAUGCUGUCAGGUCAAACCAUAUACCUGCAGCUUCUUUUGCUUUCGGUAGGAACAUUAUUUUGCAGUUUGGAUGUCUGGCUGCAUUUUUUUUUUCACUUUUUUUUUUUUUAGUCCUUCAAUUGAGUAGUGAUAAAGUAAACUGAUGGAGGAAGGUCUUUGGGGCUGAGGGAAGUCUGUGGAGCUUUGAAAAUUUUGCAAAUGAAUUAUUCCAGAUGGUGUACAAAAUUUUGCAUAUCAUUGGAAACAAACCUACCUCUACUCUUCCUAUAUGUACUUGGAUAUAUAACUGAAAGUUUUGAUUCUGAAUAGUUGAAUAUUCUGCAGGUUUACUUUACCUUUCUAAUGUGGUUGAUCAAACAUAAACACCUUCUAUAUUACUUGACUAGAAAGCAUAAUGUUGCAGUUUUCUUCAUUUUAUCCACCAUGUGUUUGUUUUUGCUUCAAUAGUCAUACUUCUAUCACAAAAUUUUAUUUUCCUUAGUAGGGAUGCUUCAGUAAAAGCUCUUUUGAGACUAAUGUGAGUAGAACAUUUUUAAAAAAUGCAGUGUUAAGGAAAGUGCGUACAUACAGAUUGACUGACAUAUAUAUGCAUUUAUAUAUACAUAAAUAUAUUUAUGUAUACAUAAAUGAAUCUCAUAAAAGGGGAAAUUGUCUUACAGAGCUAUUAGAAAGUGAUUUUGAGAUUAAAGAUACACAUAUAUAAAUUCUUAUAGCUAGUAGUAUUUUAAAUCUUUCAGGCAUGAUAGACCAUACUGUUACUACUACUGCCUGAUACAAAUAACAUUUUAAAAUUUACAUUAUCUAAAUAUAUAUAUAAUGUACAUGCCUAGUGUUCCUUUAAGCUACUGAAAAAAAUAGAGACUUACUGCAAUUUUAUAACUUCCAGUAUCCAUUUUUUUAUUUUUUCCUGCUUUGAUAUUAUGCCUGGUUUUACUUUGUUCUGACAGAGAAUAGCCUGAGAUGCAAAGGUCAGAGUAAAAUCCCCUCUGAGUGCAGGGGUGCAUGAUCAAAGCAUGUUCUAGUGCAUAUAUCCUUGGGAAAUUUAAUCUUUUUGGGUUCUAAAAACAGGAAUUUUCUUACAGUCAGUGAAGGUUUAUUUUUGAGCUUCAGAUCAGCUACAGAGAUAGACUUGAAAAGAGAAAAAUCAGAUGCAGAAUAUCUAAUAUUACCAAGUGCUUUUAUUGUACAUUGUAGGUUUUUAUUGAAUAUGAAACUUCAGACUUAUGGAUGGCUAUUUGGAAUAGGAAGAACAUGUAUGAAAUACAUGUAUAGAUUUUUCUUUCAAUGUGAAAUAAAGGUCAAUGUCAAACUAAA